UGACGCUGUCGAUCUGUUUUUGGGAGGUCUGUCAGCUCAAUACAGGAAGAGAAAAGUUUUCCUGCCUGUUAAACAGCCUACUCUUCCCUUCGGAAACUAUUCCUGUCCAUGGCAAGUUAAGGUAGUCUGUAAUGUUAUUUGACUGGGUAAUGCACUGCAAAGAUGGAACAUUCGGACAAUCCUGCUGAAGGAGACCCUUUAAAAAGAGAAGAUGGGGCAGAGGCAGGCCCGCCUACAUCCACUACUGAACUAAAGAAGGGCUGUAAAGACUUGGGCUUUGCCAAGCUCACACACUGGCGCACAGCAGUGUUUUUCUUCUCCUUGUUCCUCUGUCUCACUGUAGUCUUUGCCUUCUCCUUCAUCAUCCCCUGUCCGGUCAGACCACAGUACCUUAUAGCAUGGAACAGGAUAUUCAAUGAAACAGCCACAUAUGACUUUCUAGCAGUUGAAGAUGCAAGCAAAGACAAGGUGAUGGAUGUGCUAUUUGUCAUCAAGAGUAGUGAAGGAAGUCAGAACAAUACUUGUGCUGGUGAAGGUCUGCCAUCUCCAUGCAUCUUUGUGUUCGCUGUUGAUGGGACAGAUGGAGAGACUCUGUGGGAGCGACCACUGGAGCCAGAGUUACACUGGGCUCAAUGUGGUCUGGAGAAAGGCCGUAGCAGGAGCUGGGACUGUCUGGUGUCGCACUCUGAUAAACUCACUGCUAUCGAUAAAUACAAAGGAGAAGUUCAGUGGCAACAGCCACACCCAGCUGGGCAGCCCAGCACUAUUCCUGUUCUGAGCCUUCCAGAUCUGGACGGGGACAAGGUCGGGGAUGUUGCUCUCAUAGCUCAUGAAUCUGAAAAUACCAAGAUAAUUUUUCUCUCAGGGAAAACUGGUUUGCAAAUUGGUUCAACAGUUCCUCUUGAUGCAACAAAAAAUGACAAUCACCUUCUCUAUCAAACCGAAGGUGGUUCCUUCUAUAUACUUCUUGAAAAAGACACAGGACUGUUUGGACUUGCACUUUGGAGAGUUGCUGCUAAAGCUAAAGCAGGAAUUGAUGCAGGUCUCACCAAAGACAAACACUGGGAGAGCAAAGCCAGUGCAAGAGGACUUGUGCACAUUUUCAAGUCUGAACAAGUAAGACAAGUGUUAAAAACAACAGAAAAAGAUGGUGCAAAUGUGCUUGUCGUGACUAAAACAGAAGUGGUACAAAUUGAUAGAAACUUGGAGAUAUUGUGGAUUUAUAAUACCAGCUCUGUCCUUGGAAUACCAUCUUUUGGCCACUUCAACAAAGAUCAAAUUCUUGAUGUUGUUAUUGAGGAGGGUAUUGGCAAUAACACAAAGAAGGUGAUCAUUUUGGAUGGGAAGUCUGGAGUUGUAGUAUGGGAAGUCACUCUUGAGGCCAGUCCAAAUUCACCACGACCUGCUUCCAUUCACACUACCAAUUCCUUCUCAGUUUUUAUGUUCUGGGGCCUUGUGCGAGCAGAGACCAACUCAUCUAUGCAAAUAACAAGCAACCGACGUGCCUACAUGCUCCAUCCGUUGUAUUCUAAAGUGCUUCUUGAGUCGCCCAAUGUUGUGGACUAUAUUAUCGCAUUCAGAGCCACAUUGUUGGAGCAUGGGCGCCACGCUGCCUACUUCACGCUCAGUGGUCCUGGGUCAGAGGGGACGGAGGGGACUGUGAUCCUCAGCAAGAGAAAACUGAAGCAGGAUGUUCCUGAGAGCCGAGUCAUUCGGAUUGGCACUGGAGGAGACACAGACACGAAUGAGAACAUCAAAGAGGCCUUCAACAGACUGCGUUUCAGUGAUGAGUGAAUAAAGCUGCAUUUGUGGUAAAUACAUAGGAUAAGAGACCGUGCAAAUAACUAUUAAAACUGCUGACAGCCAAAGAGACUUCCAAGGUACAAGGGCUUUUCCUUAUCUUACCUCGCUGCAAAAUGGGCAUUAUGUAGUUUUUGUUAUUACUUCUUCUCUGACAAUCACACCACUGAUUGCAAGAAAAAUAUAGGUCUAUUUAUAUUCUAUGUAGUUGUAUGUACUAGUCUGUUGUUCAGUCAACGUGUUUGUAUGGGGUAAAAGGUUUUUGUUACUUCUGGAUGGGAAUGUUAUGGGUGUGUUUGGUGAAAUAUAGGCUACUGUACAGUGGAAUAAUUGAUAAUAUAUAUUAUAUAAAGAGUGGAAUAUACAGAGUUUGAACUUGAGAUCAGGCCCUGCUGAGGUGGUGAACUGAGUAGCCAAAUAGCUAAUUUUGGCAAUAAAUUCAUAUGUAAUUUAAUCCAGAAUGCUGGAACUCAUGAAUGUGGACAGGUCAGACCCAAAGUUUUUUUUUAUUGCUGUGGUUUUAUUUAAAAUUUAAGUAUGUUUGAUAUGCAACAACAACAUUAAAACACAACUGAAAAUA
This is a messenger RNA of Boleophthalmus pectinirostris (great blue-spotted mudskipper), 2380 nucleotides long. RefSeq names its product family with sequence similarity 234 member A (gene fam234a). Gene Ontology annotation, molecular function: protein binding. The record is from RefSeq and is a predicted model, not a curated record. The transcript has 12 exons. NCBI's taxonomy places the organism in Eukaryota, Metazoa, Chordata, Actinopteri, Gobiiformes, Gobiidae. Bases 163 to 1794 code for a protein of 543 amino acids.